UAAAUCCCGGUGGAAUAGAGAGAGAGAGAGAAUCACAGCAAUGUAAUUUACCGCGACGACUCGUCCGCCAUUUUUCGAUAUCUCUGUACUUUCUCCCGUUCUCUCUGAUGAGUGUGGGACGCCCACGUCAUAUGUUUUACACACCACCACCACCACCACCACCACCACAUUUUUUAAAUAUAAAUAAAUUCCUUUGACCAAGGGAGGGGCGGAGGGAGAGAGAGGGAUACAAUUCAUUCAUCGAGUUGUGCUUUGUGUCUUAAUCGGUGUGCUUGGUUUCUUGAUCGAUCGUCGCAGAUUGGCUUUAUUGAUUGGGUACCCAGGAUAUGUUAUCGUAGCUGUAUUCAAAGUGGGAAAAGGUUUUCAUAAUGGCUGCAAGAGCAAUACUGCGAAGGAAGAAGUACCCCUUCCGUUCCCUGAAUCAACCAAAUUGCGUGGUUCGAGGUUUUUCAAGUUUUGAGCAUGGGAAAUCUUCUAAGCUUUCUGAUUCAUGUGGUUUGAGCUGGGUUUUGAGUCAUCCAUUUGCAGAUAGAGAUCAUAGAAAAGAAGAAGAUUUGUACUCCUCAAGGAAAGAGGGAUUAUUGAUUUUUCAAUCUAGAGGAUUGCUCAGGCAUUACUUUUGUGAAACUACAACUCUGGGAUGUAGGAUUGGAAGAACAGUUUUUGUUCCUUCUUUAAGAGUUAGAUGGACAUCAGAAUCAAUACAUUUUUCUUCCACAGCUGCAGCAGGUCGGGGUGAAUUGGGUAGUGGAAAUGAUGGAAAUGAAGAGGAGCCUGUUAAACAAAUAAAGGAAGCUUCACCAGAGGAAUGUGACCAAGCAGUCGAAGGGUUGAGCUCGGUGAAAGCAAAAGCAAAAGCAAAGCAGUUGCAAGAAUCCCAAAAGGGUGCUAAAUCAAUCACAAAGAGGGUAUGGGCUAUGAUUUUAGGGAUAGGUCCUGCUUUGAGAGCUGUUGCUUCUAUGAGCAGGGAGGACUGGGCAAAGAAGUUGCACCACUGGAAGGAUGAGUUUAAAUCUACAAUGCAGCACUAUUGGUUGGGUACAAAACUCCUUUGGGCUGAUGUUAGGAUAAGCUCAAGAUUGAUGUUAAAACUUGCUAGUGGGAAGAGUCUUUCUAGGAGGGAGAGACAACAACUCACACGCACGACAGCUGAUAUUUUCAGGCUAGUUCCUUUUGCAGUUUUUAUUAUAGUUCCAUUCAUGGAGUUCUUGCUGCCAGUAUUCCUGAAAUUGUUUCCCAACAUGUUGCCAUCAACCUUUCAGGACAAGAUGAAAGAACAGGAGGCUCUUAAACGGAGGCUAAAUGCAAGGAUAGAAUAUGCGAAGUUUCUUCAGGAUACAGUAAAGGAAAUGGCAAAGGAAGUUCAAAACUCGCGAAGUGGAGAAAUUAAGAAAACAGCGGAAGAUCUCGAUGAAUUUAUGAACAAUGUUAGAAGCGGUGUUCAUGUUUCCAACGAGGAAAUUCUAGGCUUUGCCAAGUUAUUUAAUGAUGAGCUUACUCUUGAUAACAUCAGCAGGCCUCGGUUAGUAAAUAUGUGCAAGUAUAUGGGUAUCAACCCAUUUGGUACAGAUGCGUAUUUGCGUUAUAUGCUUCGAAAGAGACUACAACAAAUCAAGGAUGAUGACAAGAUGAUCCAAGCAGAGGGUGUGGAGUCCCUUUCUGAACAGGAGCUUCGUCAAGCAUGUAGAGAUCGGGGUUUACUUGGGUUACGUUCAGUUGAAGAAAUGCAGAAACAGCUACGUGAUUGGCUUGACUUGUCUCUCAACUAUUCAGUGCCAUCUUCUCUGUUGAUUCUUUCUAGAGCCUUCACUGUUUCAGGUAAAGUGAAACCAGAGGAAGCUGUUCAAGCUACGUUGUCCUCACUGCCAGAUGAGGUGGUGGACACUGUGGGGGUGACUGCUUUGCCAUCUGAAGAUUCUGUUUCGGAAAGGAGGAGGAAGUUGGAGUUCCUAGAAAUGCAAGAAGAACUAAUCAAGGAGGAGGAAGAGAAAGAGGAAGAAGAGUUGGCCAGGAUGAAGGAAUCUUCUGCUAGGCAAAAGGAUGUUGCUUUGGAAGAGAUGACCACUGCAACAGCAAAAGAAACACAAGAGCAGUCACAAUCAAAAGCUCUAGAGAAACAGGAGCAGCUUUGUGAGCUAAGUCGUGCAUUGGCAGUUUUAGCAUCAGCAUCUUCUGUGAGCAGGGAGCGUGAACAGUUCUUGAGACUUGUCAAUAAAGAGAUAGAGUUGUAUAAUAGCUUGGUGGAGAAAGAGGGUACAGAAGGUGAAGAAGAAGCCAAGAAGGCAUACAGAGCUGCCAGGGAGGACAGUGACCAUGCUCCAGAGGAGGCUGUACGAGACAAAGUUUCUUCAGCGCUCAUAAAUAGGGUUGAUGCUAUGCUUCAAAACCUUGAAAAAGAAAUUGAUGAUGUGGAUGCCAAGAUUGGUGAUCGGUGGCGAUUGCUUGACAGGGAUUAUGAUGGCAAAGUAACUCCCGAGGAGGUUGCAUCAGCGGCUAUGUACCUGAAGGACACCUUGGGCAAGGAAGGUGUGCAAGAACUUAUUAGCAGCCUUUCCAAAGAUAGAGAAGGAAAGAUCCGUGUUGAAGACAUUGUCAAAUUAGGCAGUCGUGCAGAAGAUGCUGAUACAACUGAAGCAGGAAAAAUAUAGAGGGAAGACAUACAUCUGAAGUUUUGGUUCUCAUUCAACUCCGAUUUUCUGGUGGAGUUGAUUGUCUGUUUUUUUUUUUUUUUCUUUUUUCUUUUUUUAUAAAGAAAAGUUGAUUGUCUAAGUGUCAAUUUUUAAUUUACCUUAUAGAUACUUAAGAAUACCUUUGCUUCAUGUAACAAAAGAAGUUGUGAUUCUUUUAAGAAGCAGACGAUUGGGCUGCAUUUGCACUUUUUACUGCUAUUUUGGGUUUGCAUUUGUUACUGCUGUGAAAUUUAUGGCGACAGAACAGAAAAUCAAAUGUGCAUGCAUGUCAAAAUGUUAUUUUUUUAGGUAAUUUGGAGUGUAUAUACAUUUCACAAUGUCAAGGCUUUGUUGUCUGGUUUUUUAAUUUUUUUUGAAGAAACUAGUUCUUAUAUAGUUAGAUAUGACAGAAUCUGCUUUCCUCGAGAGAUUUACGUUAUUAUAUAAUAAUGUGGGCAGAUGGACAUCUUGGUUUC
Molecule: messenger RNA, 3145 nt
Organism: Camellia sinensis
Lineage: Eukaryota; Viridiplantae; Streptophyta; Magnoliopsida; Ericales; Theaceae
Biological process (GO): intracellular monoatomic cation homeostasis
Cellular component (GO): mitochondrial inner membrane
Molecular function (GO): ribosome binding; calcium ion binding
Source: RefSeq, a predicted model, not a curated record